UCGCAGCGCGAUCGCGGCGGGGCAGGUGGAGGGCGCCGCCCGGAGCUAAAGGAGCGACGAGCUGGGAGCUGGGCUGCGGGAGGCGCUGCCGCCGCUCUGCCCGAAGCCGCCCCGCAGCCCGCGGCGGGAGGAGCAGGCGGCAGCCGGCCCCCAGCGCGCGUCUGGCGGAGCGUGGCGGGCGGCGCGCGGACCCCCGGGAUGCUGCCCAAGCUGCUGCGGCCGGCGGCGGCGUAGCGGGACCGAGCUCGUAGCCGAGAGAGGCUGAACAAAGCUGGGCUCAGUCGUGCUUCCUGCUCGUCAGCCUCUCGCCUCCCAAACGCAUAUCCUUUCCACUUGAUGUCAUCACGCAGAAGUGGGUGAAAGGGACGCGUGACAGAUCCAGAUCCUGACUCUUCCUUCAGUUCUCCCUUCAGAGGCUGCCUCUGAAUUCCUGUUGAGGUUCAGCUGCCACCACCAUCCUGCAGGCUUUAGUGGACCCCCAGCUGUGCGUGCCCAGCUGCUGACCAGACAGUGACAGAUGUGGGUUCUUUGAAUGAAAUUAGCACAUGUAUGAGUGCUAGAUGCCCACGAGCUUGCUGAUCCCCUGGUGACCUUGAGAAGACCCACCCAGGGUGGUGACUUUUGAGAAUCGGCUCUUUCACCUUCCCGUUGCCCCUGCCCUUUGCCUAUUGGUCCACGAUGGAGACGCUCUCCCAGGAUUCCCUGCUGGAAUGUCAGAUCUGUUUUAAUUAUUACAGCCCCCGACGAAGGCCCAAGCUGCUGGACUGCAAACACACUUGCUGCUCGGUGUGCCUCCAGCAGAUGAGGACCAGCCAGAAGGACGUCAGGUGCCCCUGGUGCCGUGGCAUCACCAAGUUGCCCCCGGGCUUCUCUGUGUCGCAGCUACCAGACGACCCCGAGGUCCUGGCAGUCAUCGCCAUCCCACACACUUCCGAGCACACCCCAGUCUUCAUCAAACUUCCAAGCAACGGGUGCUACAUGCUGCCCUUGCCCAUCUCUAAGGAGCGCACGCUUCUGCCCGGAGACAUGGGCUGCCGCCUGCUACCCGGGAGCCAGCAGAAGUCCCUCACCGUGGUCACCAUCCCUGCGGAACAGCAGCCGCUGCAGGGCGGCGGAGCCGCCCAGGAAGCCGCGGAGGAGGAGCCCGACAGGCGAGGGGCGGUGAAGAGCUCCACGUGGUCUGGCGUGUGCACUGUCAUCCUGGUAGCCUGUGUUUUGGUCUUCCUCCUGGGCAUUGUGCUACACAACAUGUCCUGCAUCUCUAAGCGCUUCACUGUGAUAUCCUGUGGUUGAAGCCUGUCACAGGGAUGCCUCUUGCGGGUGCCAACUUAGGGGGGUGAGCAGGGUGUUGGUGAGGGGAUCCCUGUGAUGAGAUGGGGGUGACACUGACCAUUUGGUGCAAGUGCUGGCCUGUGACUGGCCACUUGAUUCACCUGAAGACAAGGGCAGAGGGUGAGGGCUCAGCAAGAUCCCAGGAGAACUGUUUGAAGAUGGUGAUGGCUGUGAAGAUGUCUGCAUGCUUCCUCAUAAUUGUGUAGUCAAUGGGCUGUAAUUUAUGAUUUUCCAAAAUCAUGUUCCCAAGUUAGACUUUUCUACUUAGACAUGAAACUGUUCGUGUGGGUGCAAUGAGCUCUCUAAAUACAGUAGAUGGUAGGUUAAACCAGAUGCUGUGUACACAAGUAGAAGCAAACCUCAAAUCCAUGUUUAAAACAGAAAACAGUGAAGACGCAGAACUGGCUGCUUUGUGUGUGUGUGUGUGUGUGUGUGUGUGUGUGUGUGUGUGUGUGUAUUACUGAACCCUGGUCUUCAUGAACUUUUUAUACAUUUUGAAUGGCACCCAAAUCAAAAUAAUCAAAACAGACCUUUUGACUGUUAGAAGAAAAUAUUUGACCACGUGUCCGCAGUGUGCUGUGUUUUGCUGUGUGCCCCAUUUCUCUUCUUAUGAUUAGAGCUUGCUGCCUGUGACACUGGAAGCCCAACAGGAGAGUGAUGAACUGGGAAAUAGCGAGAAAUGCCUAAUUCCCCAGGAAACCUAUCUGCCAAUUUUUCUCAAGCCAUCUCACAAAAUAAGAAUUUAAAAUGUAAAUAUUGUGACUCUGUGUGCAUAGUGUGUGUGUGUGUAUAUAAUUUGAUUUACCUCAGGUUUUUGAGUUUUUCCUGAAGAAUCCUGAGAGUAAGACUUUGAGGGCAUGCAUAUGCCAGGAGUCUGAAACACCAGCCUCCUGGUCAGUUCCUGGAUCUUUCCCUUUGGGAACUCCCACCCCCAUCCCACAUCACCUCCAACACUCACUUGCCGCUUUGCUGUGUGUUGCAGUAAAACAUGGACAGACAACAUCAGAAGAACCUGUCAUUUUCCCUCAGUUUGGAGGGCUCUGUGUAAAAGUCACAAGUGUUGCUAAUUAAUGACACACCUAGUUGGGCAUUUUAAUAGACAGUCCUUGAUGAUCAUUUUUUUUGAAAGAUAGUCCUGUAAGACUUAACUCACUUAGAAUCUCAAUUUCAUCUUGUUGGAAUCAGCAAGAAAAUGUUUUGUAUUUCAAAAUGUUUCUACUGACAAAAGUAGCAUGGAAAACAAAAAUUCAUGUUCUGUAUGUAAGUGGGCCAAUUUCUUAUGAGUGCGCAACUAUUUUUAAAUGUGAAUUGAUGAAGAAAGAUGUCCCUGUCCCUGGCUGUGUGUGCAUUCGGAUAUGGCUAUGAGCUCUAUGGUCCUCUUCAAACUCUUUGUGGAACUAAGAAGCUAGUGAUAUUAGCCAAGGAAUCCAUUCAAAUGUAUCAGUCUUUGCUGUUCUGUGGAAUCCCUGAAAUGGAAGGCUGGGAAAAGCAAUGGAAAGGUAAGCAAUGAUAGGCGGGCUCUGAAAAGCAAGGUCAGAAACAGCCUUGUAAGAUAGAGGCAGUGUGUUUGCACGGUAACCUCCAUCUUCAAGCAGCACGGCAGAUGUGUGCUAAGGUGAUGUCAUUGCUAUGAGAUAAAGCAAACAAAUGAUAGCUGUAAUACAAAGCUAACAAUUGGCAUGAAAAUUCAACAUCAAAUUAUGAGCUCUGGUUUUUAAAAUCUUUCAAAUUUGUAAGACCUUUAGAAAAAAAAUGUAUUUGAGGGCUCAAACUAGAAAUUAGGUUAAAAUACCAUUUUAUUGUGUAAGCUAUUGGGCAUUAUACAACAAAUAAUCUAGGAUUUAUUUGGUAUUAAUAAUUUAGGUAUCAUUUUAGCUGAAAACUGUCCUCUAUUAUGUAACAUAAUAUACUGUUGGGUUAGCGUCAAUUUCUCAAACUCCCAGGCUGCUAUAACGCAUGUCUGACCUAAUUUCUAUUUUUCUUGGAGGGGCAAACACACAUAGACAGAAAUGUUGCAUUGGAAACAUAACAUUAGCCUUGCAGUUUUAAGCCAGGCCAUAAUUUAAAUUAAUUUGUGAGAGAUGUUUGCAUACCUUUCUAUACAGUAGAAAAUGAAUGACCCUAUAGUGCAGUGUGUGAUAGAAUUCUAGUUCUUUAGGAAGCUAUUUGUAGACACUAAUGUAUGUGUUGACAUGGUGCCCUGUGUUUUUUAUUGCCAAGCUGUAUAGUAAAAAUGUCCACAAAACCUUUACUGAAAAACAGUCCAUGUUAGAGCUGCAAUUAAGCAAAGUCAGUUUGCUUCCUGGUAGAAUCUUGACCUUACAACCUGACAGUAAUAACCCAAGUCAGAGCCUUUCUAUGUGUGCUUGAUCUGAGAAACAUUAUUUAAAACUGUUGAAAUGGAUUCUGCCUAUGGUUGCAUAUGUGUGCAUUCCUGUGUGUGUGUGUGUGUGUGUGUGUGUGUGUGUUAGAAAGGGUGUGGGGAGGCCUGCCAAUUUCUAUAUCCUUGAUGUUUCAGCUUCUUCUGGAAUCUACCCACAACACUAAAAACCUAUCACAAGCAGCAGGGCUUGGAGUUGUGUGCCAGUGGCAGACACACCAGUGAUACGCGAAAGGAGCCUCUAGUGGCUUCCUCUUGUAGGUGAGCUCAUGGAGGGAGGAGUGGAGAGGAGUGUGCAAGUUGUAAUUCUGCAGCUAGAGGACAAGACCUGUGUGGUGCUGUGCUGUUUUUCUUCCCUGGGUACAUCACCUUCCCUGCCAGGCUUUGAGUCUUCACAGGGCCUAUGAAUAAAAGCCUUUGCCAUGUCAGCUACUGUUUUAAGAAUUGUUUCAGAGAUUAAUUUCUUUUUAGGUAGCUUCCUUUCAGGGAAGAAAAGAAGAGUUGAUUUAGAGAUGAAUAUAGAUGCUAAAAGAAAACUUUCAAACCAUGUGAUUUGAAUAUUUAGAAGCGUAAAACAUUGGCCAGGACCCUGCCCCCAUACGUUAAGGACAAUGAGUGUUGUGUAAAUAGUAACCUAUUUACUAUUUAGAAGCAUGAAUUUUCUCUCUAAUGAUCUUGACAUAAGCAAGAGAAUGCCUACUGUGUUAAGUAGCGCCAAGUAUGCCACUUCAUAUGUUGUCUUUAGAACAUUUUGUAUAAUGACUUGGAACAUAAAUUGUAAUGACAAAGGCAAAUUGGUUCUGAGUUUCAAUCACACCUUAUUAUCGGGAAGAUCUGAGGUAUUGUUUUUUGGUUUUUUUUUUUUGUUUUUUUUUUUUUUUAGAAAUGUAACUACAUUUCAACCUCUGCAUGGCUCACACAGUGGGUCUAUUGGAGUGUCAACUGUGUGUUGGUUCAGCUCUUGGAAUUUUCUAGGUCAGUGCUGCUUGAUAGAACUUUUUGGAUUGGUUGAAAUUGUUCUAUAAUCUGUGCUGUUUAGUAGAUUGGCCACUGGCCACGUGGCUGUUAGGUGAUAAAGUGGGGAUGACUGAAGUGGCUUUUAAAUGUUAUUUAAUUUUAAGUAAUUUAAAGUUAAAUAUUCCUAUAUGGCUUGUGACCACAUUGGCCAUAAUGGCACCAAGAAGUUCACAAUGUAACAGUGAGGCCAAGAGAGAGUUUGUAGGCUAGUAGCAAUUUGCCAAAAGAAAUUCCUUUCUAGGCUUAAAGAAGUUUAUGAGCUCCGGGGGAAGGGGGAGCUAACGAAAUUUCAUCCAUUGUCCUUUGGGAUUAUUAUUUAGAUACUUUGAACCAAGAAAUAAGCAGUGAAGCUUAAAGGAAACUUUAUAAGCGUCUUUUCCAGGACCAUUAGCUGCAUGUAAAUCUAUUGUCCAAAGCUCAUAGCUAGACAGUAGCUGUAAAAUUUUUGACUUGCAAGCUAUGCAUGACCUGUGCUGUGAAACUGUGUUUAGGAUCUUGUGGCCAAAAAGGAUUCAGUAUUACAGAAAAUCAAAUAAAUAACGGUCUGAUGAAAUCCCCGUUCACUUUUGAUCUCUUUCCCCGACUUCAUCACUGUACCAGUGAGGAAGGAAAUCCAUAAGCAAGCAUGCUUUUCGGUGUUCAGGGUGUUUCUGUUUGCCCUUGAAGUCGGCCAGUUUGUCAUUGUGUUUGUGUGGGCAUAUGUGGGUGUAACUUUUUUGGAUGCCAAGCCAAAAUGAGGCACUAUUUUUAGAGUGAGAUGUGACAUUGUUUCAGUGUCUCCCUUCUUAAAUUUAGUUAUCAUUAAAAGGGUUUUAACGUUGCACAAAGGCACUUUUUACAUUUUUUAUAGUUAAAAAACAAACCAUGACCCAAUGGAAUUUAGAAAGUGGAAGGUUAUUGUAGCUAUUCUGCAGAAUUACUUUUGGGUAAAAGGAAGCAGAGAAUUCAGCUUGAGAUAACGUUUUCAUAUAAGCAGUCUGUAGUUGAUGGUCUGGCAUUCAUUCCUCUUAGAUUUUGAUUUAAAGUGCUCUGUUUCUUUGUUUGAAAGUCUUUGGGGUGGUGAAAUUGCUUAGCCUGCCUCUUCAUUGUCCCCAUCCCCACCCCCUAAUGUAAUGGAAACCAGGAUUGUUUGCUUUAAUGGAGCAGAAUUGGGCUGAGUUUUCAAUGCUUUAGCCAUUCAGUAGGAAGACUGCUCUUUGGGGCUUGUCUUUAACUUGUAUGUUCAUGUUGACCAAAUGGUGUUUUCGUAAGCCUUUCAGAAGUUAGGAGGCCAAAGGUUAUUCAUAUGCUAUGGGUGAUACCCAAACGACUGCAGGUCCUCUUUCCUUAAGAAUGAUGCUAUGGAUCAGGCCGCAUUCUGUAACCACAGCAGAUGUCAGAUUCACACCCUGGACCUGCCUCCAUCUGGACUUAGAUGGAGAAGUUGCUUCUUGACAUUUUCACCAUAAUCAGUAAAACAUCACCUGCCGGGUGAUCUUCACCCAGAGAGAAAUUCCAGGCAAAAAUGAGACAACCAAAAGAAUUUACUCAUGGUGUUUAUUCGAAGGAGAUAGUUGGUGGAUCUUUCUCGACUCGAAACUCUUGAAAAAUAAGUGGAAAUUCGAGCCAUUUAUUUUUUUUACACAACUGACUUACUACACUACAAACACACACAAACACUUUAGCAGCAAUUGGCGUUAAAAUAGAAAAGAUUAUCGACGCUAUUUUCUCAUUCAUGAAUCACGAAGUACUGAAUUUCUGUAUUAAUUUUUAAGUAUCUGCUAUGAGCUCCAUGCACCACAUCAAACCAACUCCCUUGGGGGGUGUCUUAAACUCUUAAGACUUCUCCAUCUGUGAAGAGGCGGCUAAUCCUAUGUAACAUCAUUGGGAAGUGAUUGAUCACUGAGGCGCCAAGCAGGUGGGACAGUUGAUUUCUGACUACCGAAUAGCUUUUCUUUCCUUUUUUUCUGUUUUGGUUCCUGUUGCGUGUCAAGAUUUGUAAACCACUCUCCCCGAAGUCCUCCAGUAUGAAUCCAUUUCUCUGCACACUUCCCUUGCCUUGCUUGCUUGGCCAAUGGUCUUUUGAGUGCUCCCUGUUCACUGCCUGGGGUAUCCCCAUGUGUGCAUCUCACACUGUAGUGGUGCUUGAAAAUGCUUAUCUCAUUAUCUGGAGUUUAAUCUAAGGAAGUUUUUUUUUAAUAUAUAUGUAUACUAUUUAUAUUAUAUCAUUAGGGACAAUCGUUAUUAGAGCAGAGAAGUGAGGGCCUCCCGAGAGCUCCAAAAGCAGACUUCUCUGUUCUUCACACAGCUUACCCUGGAUCUUUCCCCAUUUCCCCAUCCCCAUGUUCUGAACGCAUCUCUAGAUGGAGGGCUACAGCCCACAAGACAGUCUCCUGCAAUCUCCCUGCCCAGUGAGUUACUGUGUUAUUCUGACAGGAGCUUUCCGAAGGGACUAGUCAGUCCUUACUCUAGUAGUAAGAGUUUGGAAAUAAUGAUGGCAAGAAAAUGUGGAGUAGAAAGGAAAACAGAAACAUGUGACAAAUAUGUCCUUCAGGGGGCAAGUUGAUGGUUAUGUUAUCUUUGUUUGAACAGUAAGGCUGCUGUCUUACACUGUGCUGGCAAGGUGGGCUCACACAACCCAAUGCUCAAGAGCCCUACCUGAGGGGAUGGUAGAGACAAAGCCCUGGGCUCUGAACAGGUAGGUAGAUCUGCCCACAAAGAGAGAAGCUAUUUUUUAAAAGAGGGGAAAAAUUGUAAUGGAAUCGUAGUUUCAAAGGAAAACUUGGCACUAUCCGUCAGCCAUGGUAGAAGCCAGUUGAAAAUAGCAACAUUUGACCUGGGAUGACUUCCUCAAACCCGACCAUUCCAUCAUGGACUACCAAAUUCAGUUGAGGAUGCUUAGGUUGAAGACACAGAAGAAAAGUGCUUGGCUGAUGAGGACAGUCCCAAGGAGUUCUCAUCUUUUCUGUCACCCUCUCUGAUGCUCUUGGGUUAUCCGGGUGAUAGAAAAUUCCGAAGCCUGCUAUGGAGUGAGUACAAGUGAAGCCUGGUACCCUCUUUCCCGUGGGAAACUACUAAUUCAGUUAGUAUGCUGUGACUUGUUGAAUCAUAUGGUUAUGUUCUGGCUGCUGCCAUUUAUUAUAUUUAUAUGUAUUUCACCACUUGUUGGUGUGGCCUCACUUGAUGGUCAUAGGUGUGGAAGUUGCUGUCAGCUUGGGGAAGUUGGCCACAAACUCCCAACAUAAGACGUAUAUAACCACCAUCAGCUCCCUUCCCUUGUCAAAGCUCCAUGUGUGGGCUUCCUGGUCUUGGAUAACAUACUGCAGUCAGAUGGUGAUAUUAGUGUUGUUAAUUCCAGUUCCUGACAUGUUUCAUUUUUAAUCACAGAGACUAUUUAUUUGGUGAGCGUUUCUUUGAAAGGGCCAAAUUGCCCUACAGAUAAAUGAGCUGUGGGACAGUGUAGAAAUUUGUGUCCAAAUGUUGCCAAAUACUGACUUCAUAGGGGAUACCAAGCUGCUGUUUAUUAAUCUGAAUGUCUUAAAAGCAUUCCUGCUUGUUCUCUCUAUUAUAGAUGGUGUCUUAGCCAGUCCUGAGUUUUUCCAAUGAACCUGAUUUUAAUACAUGGUAUUUUUGUAUGCCAAACUGGUGUCUUGUCCUUUGUAUAUGUGGUAAUGUUCAUUUUACGACUACUGUUAAAACACAUUUGCUAUGAUUAAAAUUAAAAAUGAUUUCAAAUAGA
This is a messenger RNA of Psammomys obesus (fat sand rat), 8447 nucleotides long. RefSeq names its product ring finger protein 152 (gene Rnf152). The record is from RefSeq and is a predicted model, not a curated record. Gene Ontology annotation, cellular component: lysosome; lysosomal membrane. NCBI's taxonomy places the organism in Eukaryota, Metazoa, Chordata, Mammalia, Rodentia, Muridae. Gene Ontology annotation, molecular function: ubiquitin protein ligase activity. The transcript has 4 exons. Gene Ontology annotation, biological process: cellular response to amino acid starvation; positive regulation of autophagy; apoptotic process. The coding region runs from base 679 to 1293 and encodes 204 amino acids.